This is a messenger RNA of Mizuhopecten yessoensis (Yesso scallop), 4269 nucleotides long. RefSeq lists its product as uncharacterized. Gene Ontology annotation, molecular function: ATP binding; transmembrane receptor protein tyrosine kinase activity. The transcript has 20 exons. Lineage: Eukaryota; Metazoa; Mollusca; Bivalvia; Pectinida; Pectinidae. Gene Ontology annotation, biological process: positive regulation of kinase activity; cell surface receptor protein tyrosine kinase signaling pathway; multicellular organism development. Gene Ontology annotation, cellular component: signaling receptor complex. Bases 192 to 4250 code for a protein of 1352 amino acids. The record is from RefSeq and is a predicted model, not a curated record.
CACACAGGUGUAUUCAUUGACACCUAGGACAAUACCGAAUACUCCAACUCGAAAGUAGAAAUGUAAAUUCUGGCUGUGAUCGGGGUUCUUGCAUCAUGACUUGAGUUUUCCUGGCAUGUUUAAAUGAUGAAAAUCAGACUUGGGCAUGUGGCUUUACAACACCCAGACAUUAUGGCUACUGAUAGAACUAAAUGUUCAAUACCGCAAUAGUAACCAUGGCAACUCCAGGAUUUGGAGUCCAUGUGAUUCUACUGUUGUCAUGGCUACCAAUACUAUUGGCCAUGGAGCCCUCACAUUGUUUAAAAAACCAAGGAAUCAUAAACCGACGGGAAAUGUAUUACAACGGUAAGAGCCUCACCAUAAUGCUGGAGAGUAGUCACAGUGUGUCACAGAACAUCACAAACCACAUGCUCAAGGCACUGCUGACAGAGGUGGUAGGGUAUCAACGGGUACAGAUACAGAAUGUGUUCUCCAAUACACUAAACACGACAGCCAUACUCAAUCGUAUGUCCGGCUGUUACAACACAGGAUGUACCACUAAGUUGAAGUCUGUCGUACCACGUACGAUGAUCAACAUUGAGGUACCUGUAGUGGCGGGAUUUCUUACAGACCAAUGGAGUCAGGCUGGUACGGUGGUCAGUGUUGGAGCUCUUGGACCUCUGGGAAGGCCUGGCUGGUACAUAGCUGACUACACUGUCAACAAGCUUUGGGAGACCAGACAGAUCGCUGGCCACUGGCGGUCACUCUUGAUAGAGGAUGUGACCAAAAUCUUCUCCAUGUCUGACCAAUUGCUUGUCCUGCGAAACUUGACCAAGAAGUCUAAUGGUGGCUACCUGUGCGACUUUCAUGGCUGUGUCCAGGGUAUCUACUAUGGCCCAAGGUGUCCGCAAACUGACCAGUCCACCUGUGCCGUUCUCCUGGCUUCCUAUCCAGAUUGGAACAAAAAUGUCUUGAUUGGACAGGUGGAGAAACUUGACCUUCUUGUUAAUAUCGCCUGGCUAGGUGACCACUACUGGCAAUACAUCAGUGACCAGGUGGAACAGCAACGUCCAGUCCUUCUAUUUGGCCUUCAUCCGGAUAUCAUCGCCCUGGGGACUGACUUUACUCGCAUUAGGUUCCCUACAUGCAGAACACUUCCAACAAACUUCCCUUCUGGCUGUGAUUAUGAAACAAAUCAAUUUACAAAAUUUAUGUGGUCAAAAAUUAAGACGAACGCCCCUGAGGCCUACUAUGUAAUAUCAAAAUUUAAGUUUGAACAACUGGAGUUUGAAUCUCUCCUUAAGAAUUACAGUAUUUCAAAAUCAGUGUCAAGUGUCGCCUGUGAUUGGUUAAGUCAUAAUAAACAUAAAUGGAUGUCAUGGAUACCGAAAACUUUAUCAAUGAAACGGAAAAUUUAUUUACUUGGAUUUUUUCCUAUAACUGGAGUGCAAUGGACGCAACCGGGAUUAGUGCAAGGUGCUCAGCUAGCCAUCAAUAGAGUGAACAAAGAUGCUGGAGUUCUACCAAAUCAUGACCUUGAGCUCAUCAUUGUUGACUCACAGUGCAAAGCAGACGUGGCCAUGAGAGAAUACAUCAAGUAUAUUCACAACUCAACAAAUCUCGCUAUAGCAGGAGUCUUGGGUCCUGCAUGCUCUGAUGAAGCAGAAUCCAUUGCGUCCUUGUCUAAACAUUUCUAUAUGUUCACUGUAAGCUACAGUGCAGAGGCUUCAUCACUUUCUGACAGAGUAACCUACCCCUACUUCUACCGGACUAUUCCCCAAAUCAGCGUGCACAAGUAUGUGUACGAGCAGUUUUUCAGCAAAUUAAAAUGGCGCCAGGUGGGUGCACUGGCUGAAGCAGGCCAAGAACUGCCCGAGUAUCACCUCCUACUUCAGGACUACCUACAGAAGUCAGGGGUCAAGGUCGUUAUCCGGCAUGACAUCGUCCAGACACAUGAUCGAAGCUAUGACGUCACACAGAUUUUUGCUGAUCUCCGAGCAAGAAAUGUGAAAAUAAUUGUUGCUGAUUUCUAUGUGGGAGCCGCACGUGCGAUCAUGUGUGAAGCAUACAGACAGAGGAUGACAGCUCAUGAGGGUUACGUUUGGUUCCUGCCGUCUCUUUGGUACUCUUUCGGCUGGUGGCAGGUCUACCAUGGGGCAAAUGACAUUCCUUGUACAACCCAACAAAUGCUUUAUGCUAUUGACGGUCAUUUCAUACUGUCCAAGACGUUUGCAGACUCGGAUCAAACAGUCAUCAUGGGAAACUUCACUGUAGGAACGUUUAAGAAGCAAUAUGCAGAAAGAGUUGGGAAAGCAAAAGUGAAACCAAGUCCUUAUGCGAACUACGUGUAUGAUGCUGUGUGGGUGUACGCCCUCGGACUCAGCAAGCUUCUCAGUUCACAACCAGGAGCUCUCGAGCUACUUCAUCAAAAAUCUACAGCAGAUACCCUGGUGCAGUACUUCAACGAGACAAACUUCCCGGGUGUGUCAGGGAGGGUGCGGUUUGAAGGCGGGGACAGGCCAGGUCAAAUCCAAAUUAUGCAGUUCUUCCACAAUAUUACGAGGGUAGUUGGCAAGUACACCCCUGGGAUUCCUGUCGGGGCAGGGACACUGGACUUGUACCAGUCACACAUCAAAUGGCUGACCCCCGGGGGCCAGACACCUAGUGACGGUCAACCAGAAGAGAAACAAUGCGUGAUUGAAGACUUCCGUGAGAUGUUCAGUGUGAGUUGUGAGAUGUCCAUCGUCAUUGCUAAUGUCAUCGGCUUUGGGGUGUUUGUCAUCUUGGUUGUGUUUGUACUGGUCGUCAUCAAAUUCAGGUUUGACAAGAAGAUGAGGAGCACCCACUAUCGUAUGAAGGAGUUAGGUCUUCUGUCCCAGGAUUUCUCCUGUUUGUCGCUGGAUGAGUGGGAGGUCCGACGUGACAAUGUUGUCCUAAACAGGAAGUUGGGUGAGGGUGCAUUUGGUACAGUGUUUGGAGGUGAGACAUAUCAGGAAGAAGAAGGAUGGGUACCUGUUGCUGUAAAGACACUGAAAAUAGGUUCCAGGGUGGAAGAAAAGAUUGAUUUCCUGACAGAAUCGGAAAUAAUGAAACGUUUCUCCCAUCCCAACAUUGUCAAGUUACUAGGAGUGUGUACCAGGGGCGAGCCAGUGCUCGCCAUAAUGGAGUACCAUCUUCAUGGUGACCUGAAGACCUAUCUGCUAUCCCGAAGGAGUCUAGUCGGUCAGGCAACACGCGAGGCAGAAGACAUCAGUCCAGAACGUCUCACACAAAUGGUGCUGGAUGUAACCAGUGGUCUCAAGUACAUACAUGACCUGAGAUAUGUACACAGGGAUUUGGCCUGCAGGAACUGUCUUGUCCAUGCCAAUCAGACUGUGAAAAUUGGAGAUUUUGGGAUGACAAGAACACUUAUAGAGUCGGAUUAUUACAGAUUCACCAAAAAAGGAAUGUUACCUGUUCGAUGGAUGUCCCCAGAAAGUUUGUGGGACGGGAUGUUUACCUCAAAGUCGGAUAUCUGGAGUUUUGGGAUCUUGGUGUUUGAGGUUGUGACGUUUGGGAGUUUCCCAUACCAAGGUCUGUCAAACACCCAAGUACUGGAGUUUGUUAAAAAGGGAAACAGACUCAUUCUACCUGGCAACUGUCCUGAAGACUUGUGUGACUUCAUACAUUCCUGUUUGUCCUAUGAAGCAAAUGACCGUCCAGAUAUUGAGGACAUUUUUGACAAAUUGGCGAAAGAUCCCUCUUUCAUUCAACCAUGUCUAGACGCUCCCACUACCAGUGUUGUUAUAGAAGACAUGGAAUCCAUGGAACUGGUCAACGCUUCCUGUCAAAGUACAAUCACAAAAUCCCAUUCAGUGUUACCAACCCUGCUAAAUAGACUGUCACAGACGUCUCAGGACGUCAAACGCCUUAGUGCUGGUAGCCAAGGCAACAAACUGUCCACACCUACGAAACUGUCAAUCAAAACAUUUGUGCCUUCUAUAUUUACACGUUCCCGUAGCAAUAGUCUUGACUUAGUAGCUCAAUCACCAUGUAAGAAGGAUCUGUACAAUCAAUUUGAAGAAAUCCAGGACCAGGAAAGUCCCGAAAAUUUUGAAACCUCAUUAAAAUCCAAUCACAACUCUCAUGAAAUCCACGGGGACAGUGGAUAUAGCCAUUAUCAUCUACUGAGUCCGGGUGAGCGAGGCGACUCCACUAGUGAUUACUUCAGUGAUUAUUCAAAAGAUCAAUUGACAGUGCUUGAAAUGUGUGAGACUGUUACCUCAGUUUGAGCAUGCGUGAACUCUGUCU